AUGGCUCACCCUAUGGAGUCUCAAAAUUCCCCCAAAUGGAAAACAUUCAUAUGGAGAGCAAUUAGUGAUAUCCUCCCUACCACUACAAAUUUGAUUAUAAAGAGGGUGGAUGUGGAUCCAAAUUGUACCAUGUGUGGGAUCUCUCAAGAGGACACUAUGCAGGCUUUGGUGUUGUGUGACUUUGCAAAAGCCAUAUGGGAACAAUCUAACAUUCCAAUCCCCAAUAUUAUGACAAAUGUUUUUCACAUUUGGUUUAUUGAUCUUCUAAAUGUUCUAGACUCUAAUGGAAUAUUGCAUGCAACAACGAUUUUAUACCAUAUUUGGAGAGCACGGAACGGAGUAGUAUGGGAUGUUGUCCUUCCACGACCGAGGAAAUUGUUAGCCAUGGCCGCAUCCAUGCAUGCAUGGCGCCAUGCACGGACCACCGCUGCCGCCACGCCAAUAGCCGAGCACCCGGGACUGCCACUGCCACACAAACAGCUGACCACCGCUGCUGCCACAACAGCUGUACCACUGCCCAGGAAUUUCCGGAUAGACGUCGGCUUCCUCCACGACUCGGGCAAGGCAACGGUAGGGGCGAUGCUCCUCGAUGCGAAUGGGGGAUAUAUUGCGGCAUUCAGUGCCCCUCUCCCGGUUUGUUUUUCACCACUCAUGGCCGAAGCAUUCACGUGCAAGGAAGCCUUAUCAUGGUUAAAGAAUCGUGGCGAAAGUUCAGUACGGCUCUACACAGAUUGCCUGUCAUUACAGCGCUAUCUCACCUCACCACCAUCUACAGUUCGUUCGUUCGUACGUUGGCUAUGCUAUUGA
Ipomoea nil (Japanese morning glory) is the source of this 807-nucleotide messenger RNA. RefSeq lists its product as uncharacterized. The transcript has a single exon. Bases 1 to 807 code for a protein of 268 amino acids. Gene Ontology annotation, molecular function: nucleic acid binding; RNA-DNA hybrid ribonuclease activity. Lineage: Eukaryota; Viridiplantae; Streptophyta; Magnoliopsida; Solanales; Convolvulaceae. The record is from RefSeq and is a predicted model, not a curated record.